CUGUUGUGUGAGUGAACGGAGGCAAUAAGGAAGGAUAAGAAAACAGAGGACACCUGUAGUCUAUUUUCCUACUGCUCUGAAGCUGAGUUUGUACUUUAGAAAGCGUUGUUUUAAGGGAGAAACCCGUUAAACAACAACGACACCAAAGAAUUUCUAUUCUUUGUAAUAAUCAUUUAAUUUCCAACACUAAGUACUCUGGUGAUUUCUUUUUCCUCUCCCCUUUCAUUUUGUAUUGGGAGUUCACAGGUACGAAAAGAAGGGACUUAAAAGAAGGACAAAGGGCAUUGUGUUUAAUAAAGUCUGCAUUUUCAAGGCAGAGCUACGACCACAACCAGGCGAAUCAUUAAACCAAGGAACACCAGUCGAGAACUUCGUGACGCAGUUUUCUUCUUGAAUUUAAAAAAUAAUAAUAACAAUAAAAAAAUGCCUGGACGCAAUACAAAUUCUGGCGACAACGUUUUUGUGAUUUCACUAUGUCUGGGGUUGGCCUGGUUCAUUGUCAAUGUGUCUGGACAAUGUGAGUACCCUCCAAGUUAUCCCAAUACCAUACUGAAAGAAGAACAUCAAACUCAAGGGCUAGCUGACUUUGUAGAGGGGUUUCAAGUCGCUUAUACAUGUCAGAGUGGGUAUGUACCGAAAAGUGGAUCUCCAAAAAUCACUUGUACCAGUUCACAGUGGUCACCUCUGACCUUGGUGUGUGAACGCCGAUCAUGUGGAAGUCCAGGAGAGAUACUUAAUGGACACUUUAAUACUGAUGAGGGUGUUCUUUUUGGAGACAAGGCUUUGGCAGUUUGUGAUGAAGGAUUCCAGUUGGCAGGCAGUGGUGUCAGAUACUGUCGCGCUACUGGCUGGGACGGUGCCAUUCCUAUAUGUGAAAGUAUAAAGUGUCCAGACCCUCCUUCGGUUGUAAAUGGUGAAAUCACAAACCCACCUCAGGAAACUGUCACGUUUGGCACAUCCAUUACCUACACAUGUAGUAAAGGGGUUCUGGUGGGUAAUAGUGAGCUUGUUUGCACCAAAUAUGGAAACUACAGUAGUGAUCCUCCAACAUGUAAAGAUCACAAAGGCUGCCCUUCUGUUCAAGUGUUAAAUGCUGUUAAGACAGCUGGAUUUGGACCAGUUUAUAAAUAUAAGGAUUCCAUUACCUUUGCUUGUAAUCCUGGGUAUAUUCUUAAAGGCACUGCCACUGUUAACUGUGGAGUAAAUGAAACUUGGGAACCUGAACUUCCGACUUGUUUAAAAGCUCCAACAACAUCAUCCACAACAACAACAACCACCACCACAAGCACACAAGUGCCUCCAGCGCCCUCUCCUGGUCUAACAACUAGAACCACCACAACCACAACUACAAAACUGCCGCCAGCACCCUCUCCUGGAAUUUCAUUAACCCCUGGACUGACUACUGUAAAGACAACUGCUUCUGAUGACAAGAAUGGACCUCCAGGAGGAUGUGGUAAAACAUGUGGAAAUCCUCUUCUCCUCCUCUCAGUGCUGCUGUUUAUUAAAUUAAUGCCAUUCAGCUGAAUAGGAUUCUCUCCAGUGGUGUGCAUCAAAACAGGCACUAUGAUUUUGUCAAUUAAAUUGUGUGCACCACUAACUACAUACUGUAUAAAGAUUGUACAGCAGUAACAGAUUUUGUAAUCAUGUGAACUGUAAAACAGCUUUGGAUAAAAAAAAGGCUUAAAUUAUACGUAUAUAAAUAAAUGUAUAUUGUAUAAAUUAUUGGAUUUCUAUAGGAACACCUAUUCUUGCAAGAGUUUGUAAAUUGAAUUUGUAUUCUUCUGUUAGCUCAAUGUCCAAUAUGCAUGUACAUCACACUCCACCCUAAUGCACUGUGCCGUAAUUCAUAUCAAACAAACAGAUCAAAUGUGCCUUAUUCUGUUUGUGAACAGGGGGGGCGGGGCUACAAUCACUGGCUAAGGGCAAAUCUCCACUCCGGGAUCUUGCAUAUUUAGCCUUUCACUGAAUCAUCACUUUUGUGGAAUCUUUUUUUUUUCUCUGUACUGCUUUAAUAAAAAUAGGUUUAAAAAAAAAAAA
Polyodon spathula (Mississippi paddlefish) is the source of this 2037-nucleotide messenger RNA. Its product is annotated as membrane cofactor protein-like. The record is from RefSeq and is a predicted model, not a curated record. The transcript has 12 exons. The coding region runs from base 424 to 1524 and encodes 366 amino acids. Lineage: Eukaryota; Metazoa; Chordata; Actinopteri; Acipenseriformes; Polyodontidae.